This is a messenger RNA of Eufriesea mexicana, 2650 nucleotides long. Its product is annotated as sodium-independent sulfate anion transporter. Gene Ontology annotation, biological process: transmembrane transport. The record is from RefSeq and is a predicted model, not a curated record. The transcript has 11 exons. Gene Ontology annotation, cellular component: membrane. Lineage: Eukaryota; Metazoa; Arthropoda; Insecta; Hymenoptera; Apidae. Bases 606 to 2618 code for a protein of 670 amino acids.
GUGACGUUUGCAACGUUCGAACGUUUAUAAAGGUUUCUGUUCAAUUCGCAUCGAAUCUCUGCGACGAAUUCAACGAAAGCAUAUCAGUGAUACUUUCUCGAUCGAACGGUAACCUAAAUUUUCGUGUAAGGACAAAGGGCUUUUUUGUGUAUAUAACCUGAACAAAUUUUCGAAUAUUUCGUACGCGACGACAAUCGCACGUGGUGAAAAUUUUUCUUUGUCUUUUCGUAAUUAUAGUUUCGAUCUUUGUCGUAAUAUUGUAAAAUUGUGUACGGAAACACGUUUACUGCGAAGCCAGUGAACUCUCCGCGAGUGCUCUCGAAAAGAGAGAAAAAAGAAGCAGGAACGUUUCGUGGCGUUCGCAGGGAAAACGACACGCCAGUGGACACGCUACUGGUCAUAAUGGCUUUAGGAAUUACAACUACCGUGGUUCAUGGUUGGAUGUGAUGUGACACUGAUACGAGGGUCGCAACGCGUAUGAAUCGAACAAUGGAGUUCCUCUGAGCGCAGCUCGUGCAACUCUGCUUCCCUUAGACAUCGAUAUCUCGUCGAGAAAUCGUAAAAAUUGGCUGACUCUCUUCUGUGUCGAAUAAUUCCCUGCAAACAUGUCCAAAUACAAUAUACAGGAGUUCGACCUCGAAACGGGGAAGCAAGUUCGGUUAACCGGAUACAGCAAUGCUGCCUUUGAGGAUCCGCUUCGAAGCAAUAACAAUGAUUUCGAUCAAACCAGCGAGCUCGAAAACAGACUCACCAACAUCCAUGUUUCAGCUCUAGACAAUAAAACUGUGGAUAACAGUGAUCCACAAAAUCCUGAAAAGAACCUGUUAUGCUCUCUGGGUAGAAAAUGGCUGUAUCAACGAAUUAGAAAAUCCUGUAGGAAAAAGUUGCUUUAUAAAAGAGUACCUAUAGUAUCGUGGAUACAAAAGUAUCGCAAGGAUUACAUAGUAAGUGAUCUGGUUGCCGGUAUUACCGUAGGCCUUACCGUUAUACCACAAGCAAUAGCUUAUGCGAACGUCGCAGGACUUCCUUUGCAGUAUGGUUUAUAUUCGUCUUUCAUGGCAUGCUUCGUGUAUACCAUCUUUGGAUCCUGUAAAGAUGUGCCAGUCGGUCCAACUGCGAUUAUCGCAAUUUUAACAAGAGAAACAUUACAGAAAUCAGAUUUAGGCCCUGACUUUGCAGUCCUUUUAACCUUCAUCUCUGGCUGUGUGUGUUUAUUAAUGGGAAUUUUACAUUUAGGUUUUUUAUUGGACUUCAUAUCAGGGCCAGUUUCGGUGGGUUUCACAUCAGCGGCAGCAAUCAUUAUUGCUACCAGCCAAGUGAAGGAUAUCCUAGGCAUUCGUAUAGGUGGUAGUAAAUUCGUCGAAGUAUGGCAAAAUAUAUUUGAAAAAAUCGGAGAAACGAAACUCUGGGACACUGCAUUGGGCAUUACUUGUAUAAUCGUCCUUCUUCUUCUUAGAAAAAUUAAAGACAUACCAUUUAUGCAAAAAGCGGCAAAAAUGUCAUCGAAAGUACAAGUAGUUAUGCAAAAGUCACUCUGGCUGCUAUCUACGGCUCGAAAUAUUCUUGUGGUCCUCGUUUGUGGUGUUAUGUGCUGGCUCCUAGAAAGUCACUUGGGUUCCUCGCCUGUUAGACUGACGGGCCACGUUAAACAAGGACUUCCGGAAUUUCGGCUACCACCAUUUCAAACCUACCACAAAAACGAAACUUACGACUUCGUUGACAUGGUUUCCGCCCUAGGCUCUGGAUGUCUAGUCAUUCCUUUAUUGAGCCUUUUAGAAGCCAUCUCUAUUGCCAAAGUCUUUAAUGAAGGUAAACCAAUCGAUGCAACGCAAGAAAUGUUGGCUUUAGGCGCAUGUAACGUUGUGUCAGCUUUCGUUUCUUCCAUGCCCGUUAGCGGUGGCCUCAGUCGCGGUGCCGUAAAUCAUUCAUCUGGAGUAAAGACGACUCUUGGCGGUGUUUAUACUGGCAUUUUAGUACUUGUGUCACUUCAGUUCCUCACCCCGUAUUUAUACUAUAUUCCUAAUGCCGCCCUUGCGGCGAUCAUCAUUGCAGCGGUUAUCUUCAUGGUAGAGUUGCACGUAAUCAAACCCAUAUGGCGAACAAAAAAAAUUGAUCUCAUACCAGCAAUAGCUACAUUUUUAUGCUGUCUUUUUAUAAGACUUGAAUUAGGUAUAGUAAUUGGUAUUGGUAUAAACGUUUUGUUCCUACUUUAUGCUUCAGCGAGGCCGUCAUUGCGAGUUCAUAAAGAUACAAGUAUUAAUGGUUAUGAAUAUCUUGUCAUAACACCUGACAGAAGCCUUGUUUUUCCGAGUGUCGAGUACGUGCGAGCUGUAAUCAGUAAGCAAGGUACGAAACAGGGAACCGCCGUCCCUAUUGUCAUAGAUUCUACGCACAUUCAAGCAGCAGAUUUUACAGCCGCGAAGGGAAUAAAAAGUUUAACAGAAGAUUUUUCUAAACGUGGACAACCUUUGAUUUUUCAUAAUUUGAAACCAAGUGUCAUUGAAAUUUUCAAAGGUGUAAAACCUUCUGGUUUGAGGUGUAGUUCUAGUGAACUUGAACUUAAUGACUGUUUGAAAGAAUUUUCGAAUAUUUCAUCGGCUACUAUGAACGGGUACUGAUGAUAUUUAGGUUUUUAAAAAUUGUGUCCCGG